This is a messenger RNA of Linepithema humile (Argentine ant), 2969 nucleotides long. Lineage: Eukaryota; Metazoa; Arthropoda; Insecta; Hymenoptera; Formicidae. The record is from RefSeq and is a predicted model, not a curated record.
CAAUUCAUUAGCGUUCCGUUGUAUGUAAAGUAAAGUUUACAAACCAGUUCAGUUGCACAUUGCUAUAUUUCUCGCUUAUCAUCUCUUUUCUUGUACUGGUGUAUCAGGAUAUUCCGGAAGAAUUAAGUUGCUGAGUCCUUUAUUGACAAUGCGGCCGACUGCAACCGCGCUGUUUUUGUCAUUUUGCGGACUCCUCAGCGUAGAGAGUUCUGAGACGUCCGAUAUCUCAGAAAAUUCUUCAUUAAUUAAUAUUGCGCAAAUAAACAUAAAGUUGAACAAUGCCAAGUGCGAUCCCGACGCCAACCUCAAUACGCUGCAAAUGAUAAAAAAAGCGGGUUAUCCUGCGGAAGCUCAUAUUGUAUUGACAGAGGAUGGCUAUCUCCUAACGUUGCAUCGUAUUCCAGGUAGGAAAAACUCUCCGUCCGUGUUACUGCAACACGGUCUUUUGUCCAGCUCCAUCGACUGGAUCGUAUCUGGCAGGGAUAAAGCACUCGGUUUCAUAUUAGCCGAUCAAGGAUACGACGUUUGGUUGGGCAACUCUCGUGGUAAUACCUAUUCAAGAGCGCACAUUUUUCUGUCACCGUCAGAUUCGAAAUUUUGGGAUUUCAGCUUUGACGAAAUGGGCAUCUACGAUCUUCCCGCGACAAUAUUGCAUAUCAUGAGUGUGACAUCGCAACCGUUGCAUACUUACGUCGGUUAUUCGAUGAGCACGACCAGUUUUUACGUGAUGGCAAUAAAACGUCCAGAAAUCGCUAAAAUGGUGAAAGUGAUGAUCAGCCUCGCGCCUGUAGCCUUCACAGGAAACAUGACAAGCCCGUUGCGAUUUUUCGCUCCAAUUACAAGCUCUAUCGCGAUGAUUACGAGGUUUUUUGGUGCAGAUGAAUUUAUACCGCAGAACAGUGUAAUCUGGCAUAUUCUGGCGAGAUACGGAUGCAAUAUCGAUCUCUUUAGAAAAGAGAUCUGCGGUAACAUUAUUUUCACAAUCGCCGGCUUCGACAAAGAGCAGUUCAAUUAUACUUUGUUACCCUUGAUUUUGGCUCACUAUCCGUCCGGCACUUCAACAAGAACCUUAUUGCACUUCAGUCAGGAAAUAAAGUCGGGCAAGUUUUGCGCAUACGAUUUCGGAGAAAAUAAAAAUCUACGUAUCUACAAUGCGAAGCUACCACCCGACUAUAAUUUAUCGAGCAUCACAGUGCCGAUCGCGCUGAUCUAUGCCGAUAAUGACCAGUUAGCUACUAAAAAGGACAUAAAUAGGCUUCGUGGCUUGCUGACCAAUAUAGUGGAUGACUACAGGGUGCCACAUCCCAAAUUCAAUCACAUCGACUUCUUGUGGGCCAAAGACGCACCUACGCUGGUGUAUAAUAAAAUAAUAGAGAUCAUAGAAAAGGAAAGUGAAUUAAUAACAAAUUAUAAUUUGAACCAGGUAAAUCGGAAAUUUCUACGGAAAGUUGUUUAGCUCACAUUAUUUUUUUAUCCUUAAACAAUUAAAUUAAAACAAUACGCCUUUAAGUGAUUGUUGUUUCUGUCAUUAUAUCGCAGUAGACGGCAAGAAAAGCGGCAAAAUAGACAGAAAAUAUAAAAGUUACUAUCUUUUUAUAUUUGCGUUAAAUAAGAGUAUUUAAUAAACAGAUCUAAUUCUAACUUGCCGAUAAUCGCGCAAAACCAACUGCGAUUCGAUUGAUCGAAAAGUCGACAUUAAAGCGCAAUCCACAGAAUGCAUCAAUGUAUAGUAAGAAACUACUAGCCAAUCAUCUUACAGUAUAAAUCAUCUCGCUUCAGGUAAAACUGAUUGAUCCUCACGUUUCUUUCUUCUACUAAUAUUCUUGUAUCAAAUAUAGAAAAAAUAUCUAGUCGGUACCGAAUCGGACUGCAUUUUGAUACAUAUUUUAUUACACACAUUGCAUAACUUUCAGUAAUCUUUGUCAUCUUGUCGCUAAUUGCUUCUUUGUUGAAUAGAUUGUGUCAAAGUAGAAUUGUUCAAGGAGGCAAUUAAAUACUUUAAGUAAAAGCACGUCAAAUAAAUUUUUUGAUAUGCAACUAGUGCAUUAGUUUAAAUAGUUUAUCCUGAUAUGAAGCUUUAUGAAUUUAGGAGACUUGGUGCAAAGGAAAACAUCAAGUCUUGUUACCUCUUUUAGGCAUAUAGUUUCCUCUGUCCAAGAUAUUCAAUUCAAAAUCGAACAAGUAUGUAAGCCCCUUGAUUUUGGCAUUUAGAAGUCCUUUCAUAAUUUCAUAAGUUUUAAGUACGCAAAUUGAAUAUGACACUGCUUUCUCCACAUACUUUUGUAUUAAUGGUGCGUGUAAUGUGUUUCACACAUUUCUUUCUACAUUCUGUAAAAUCAUGUACUUAAUAACUUUUUAUAUAUUUUUUAACAUAAAAUUUACAUGAAAUAUACAAAUGUUAUAGUUUUAUCUCACCUCUAUUUCUUAAGUUAAUGUUUCAUCUUUACAUGCUAGUCCAUCCAGCAGUAUCAUUUUAAGAGCCUCACGUUGUAACAUACUAUAUAUAGAAGUUCCUUCGAAGGCACUGUAUAUGCAUAUUGUUAUUAUUGGUUAAUAAAUCAACUAUUACAACUGCUUCACUCUCCUAUGUUAACAAAAAUAAAGAAUGAUGACUGUGUAAAUAAUUAGAUGCUUGCUUCUAUUCAGAAUUCAUUUGUUUUUCAUGCUUGCAAAUUACUGCGCAUGUUUAGUUUAUUUUUACCAUACUCUGUUACUCACAUUAUUAAAUGAGAUUUCCAAGUUUAACAUAUCCAAAUCCUGAUUUUGUUGUCAUGACUCAUGGAAAUUGAUAGCUCUGGAUUAAUUGACUUACACCCAUUAUAAAGUGUAGAAAUUGUGGCUAUUCUGCUUUUAAAGUCUAACAGAAUACUGCAAAGGAUUGUUAUUAUUCUUCUAAUAAUAACAGUAAAAUUAUUGACAAUCCCUGUUACAAUUUUCCAUUUUGAUUAAAUGAGAAUGUUUUAAGUUGG